AUGGUGUCUGCUACAAAGCAAAAGGAUAUACAGCUUGAUGCUUUAGAGGUAUCGGCUGAAAUUCCUCCUGUUCAUUCUCUAUUCCUAGAUGAAAAUUCGGAAUCCUUAGGCACGUCCUUUUCGGCUCCCUCAACUGUUAUGAGACGCGAAUACAACCCUGAAAACCCUGAGAGGCCCCCAAACUAUUGCCUUCGAACUAGACAAUUUCCAGCGCAAUUUGACACUCUUUUAGUUGGCCUAAAAUUGGCUAAUGAAGAUUGGGCUGGAACUAAUUCAGAUGUCGAUAUCACCAUUACAAUUAACGACAAGAAAAAAGCUGCAGCAUUCAAAGGCAACAGUAGCCCGAGCGUUAAUGCGCGUGAAACUAUCACAUUGAAAGCCGCAGACUACUUUGGAGCCGAGAAAGUCAACUUGACGGAUCUAAAAGUGUUGAAGAUUUAUGCUUACCAUAAUGGUCAUAUUUUUGACGGAUUCGAAGGGUUGCAGUUUAAGUUAGAAGGGGUUGUUUUGACCGCCACUGACAACAACCGUGGUAUUUCGUACAGUAAUGUGCAAUACGAGUUCGUAAAUGAAUGGAUCAGCCCAUCCUCGUCCUAUCAACCGCGCAAAACAUGGGACCUGGAUGACAAUCAAUGGCAUGCGAGCAAGCCUGGAAAGGCACAUGCGUAA
Aspergillus tanneri is the source of this 669-nucleotide messenger RNA. RefSeq lists its product as uncharacterized. The transcript has 2 exons. The record is from RefSeq and is a predicted model, not a curated record. Lineage: Eukaryota; Fungi; Ascomycota; Eurotiomycetes; Eurotiales; Aspergillaceae. Bases 1 to 669 code for a protein of 222 amino acids.